AUGUAGAAAAACUCCUCAUAAAAUUAGAGUACUACUCUUUUUAUCCAAUCACUCCAUUAGGAUGUUACCAAGAAUUUACUUUUCAAGUAGUUCAAGAAAUUUGGUACUAUCGAGUCAUUGAAGCACUUCCCUAAGAACAGAACAGCCUUAGUUGAAUUCUAAACUCCUGAAGAAGCACAGAAUGCUAAGUAAAGCCUCAAUUACAUAAAGCUUCUUGGCAAGGAAAUUAAUAUUAUUAAUUACUAAACUAAGGAUGAACUUGAGCAAAAGAAAGAUUAUAACUUAUUAAUUCAAAAUGUUCCUUUAGAUCUUGAAACCAUUACUUUACACAAUUUUAUGACUAAGUAUGGUGAAAUAAGCUCUCUAUUACUUAAGAAGGACUAAUUAAACUAGAAUUUAGGUGAUGGUUUUAUUCAAUUCGAAACUAAAGAAGCAUGCGAUAAAAUUUUGAAAGAACAUGAGUAAAAUGGUAAGAUUUCUCUUCCUAACUCUAAUAUCUCUUUCAAUAUCUAAAAAAACAACUAAAUCAAGUAAAAAAAUACAAAAAUCAUGAUUUAUGGUUUAUUCGAGCAUGAAAUCGCAGCUGAUUAAAAGGAAUCCAAGACUUAAUCAAUCAAUGCCAUUUUCGAAGAAAUUAAGAAAGACCUUUAAGUUGAUUUUAAUUUCUAUACUGAAUACAACGAAAAAAAGAAGAAUUUCUGGGCCAAGGUUGAUUUUACAUACGAUGAUGAUUAGCAAAAAGAAGAGAUUUGUAAGAUUAUUAUAGAAUAAGUUCAAAAGAAUUUCCAUUACUCAGGAGAUUAAAGCAAGGGACCUAAGAUUGUUAGUUGA
This is a messenger RNA of Tetrahymena thermophila SB210, 831 nucleotides long. RefSeq lists its product as hypothetical. The record is from RefSeq and is a predicted model, not a curated record. Gene Ontology annotation, molecular function: poly(A) binding; poly(U) RNA binding; mRNA 3'-UTR binding. Lineage: Eukaryota; Ciliophora; Oligohymenophorea; Hymenostomatida; Tetrahymenidae. The transcript has a single exon. Gene Ontology annotation, cellular component: nucleus; cytosol; ribonucleoprotein complex.